This is a messenger RNA of Protobothrops mucrosquamatus (brown spotted pit viper), 1011 nucleotides long. It is a transcript of the gene CNR2, whose product is annotated as cannabinoid receptor 2. The record is from RefSeq and is a predicted model, not a curated record. Gene Ontology annotation, molecular function: cannabinoid receptor activity. NCBI's taxonomy places the organism in Eukaryota, Metazoa, Chordata, Lepidosauria, Squamata, Viperidae. Gene Ontology annotation, cellular component: membrane. Bases 1 to 1011 code for a protein of 336 amino acids. The transcript has a single exon. Gene Ontology annotation, biological process: cannabinoid signaling pathway.
AUGGAAGGAUGCGACCCGGCUGAAAUAUUUACUAACUUUCAAUGCAACUCCACCUUGCUACACCUGAAGUGCUUCAUGGUCCUCAACAAAUCAGAAAAACCCAUUAUCGCUGUGCUGUGCCUCAGCAUUGGUGGCCUUUGCAUCGUAGAGAACUCCUUGGUCCUGUACCUCAUCUUUUCUUCUUCAAAGCUUCGGAAGAAACCUUCUUACAUCCUUCUCAGCAGCCUGGCCUUAGCAGACACACUGGCGACUAUUACGUUUGUGAGCAGCUUUCUUAACUUCCAUGUUUUUAAUAGGAAAAGUGCUUCCAAGGAGAUCUACUUGCUAAAGCUUACUGGAGUCAACACCUCCUUCACAGCUUCCCUUGGCAGCCUGUUCCUGAUGGCCUUUGACAGGUACAUCUGUCUUCUCCAGCCCAGCCAGUACAAGCAGCUGGUCACCAGAAGAAGAGCUGUGGUGGCUCUGUCGGUGCUGUGGGUUACUGCCCUGUUCCUAUCUUCCUUGCCCCUUUUGGGAUGGAACUGCUGUAGUCUCCAGUCUACCUGCUCCCAGCUGUUCCCUUUUGUUGCUAACAGCUAUCUCUCAAGCUGGAUCAUCCUGGUUCUGGUUCUCCUGGUUUCCAUCAUCUAUGCAUACAUGCACGUCCUUUGGAAGGCUCACCAACAUACCCUGAACAUGAAGAAGCACCAUCUGGAAGAAAGCCAACAAAACCCCAAGAGGAGAAUUGACAUCAAGCUGGCCAAGACUCUGUCGAUCGUCCUGAUGGUCCUGGUGAUAUGUUGGUCACCUGGUUUGUUACUCAUGGCCUACAGCCUCUUUUCAACAAUGGACAAAUUUGCCAGGGUAGCCUUUGCCUUUUGCAUCACCCUCUGUCUGGUGAACUCAAUGGUGAACCCAGCUAUCUACGCCCUACGAAGCAAGGAGCUAAGCUCUUCCCUAAGGCGACUCUGCUCUUGUUUGCGGAAGGUGUUGGCCAAUUCAGAGACCAACCAGGAAGCAGAAAGCUCUUGA